Molecule: messenger RNA, 2700 nt
Organism: Cryptococcus deneoformans JEC21
Lineage: Eukaryota; Fungi; Basidiomycota; Tremellomycetes; Tremellales; Cryptococcaceae
Product: ATP-dependent peptidase, putative
Exons: 11
Coding region: 81-2429 (782 amino acids)
Biological process (GO): protein quality control for misfolded or incompletely synthesized proteins; mitochondrion organization
Cellular component (GO): mitochondrial inner membrane
Molecular function (GO): metalloendopeptidase activity; ATP binding; ATP hydrolysis activity
Source: RefSeq, a predicted model, not a curated record
UCGUCCGUCCUUCAUUUCAAACUAGAACAUUGUAUUGUCAACAGAACAGCAAAGAGGUGUCAAAAGGGGCUCUCCAAAUAAUGCUUUCUAGGUCUGUGCAGGUGGCAGGGUUGGACCUGUUUGUGUCUUCCAGGGCAGCCAGUUUAAGAUGUCAAAAAUACUGUGCGCGAAGUCCGUCAAAUCUUAAGGAAAUGCGGAUCCCGAGGAAAACGUCGCAAAUGGUCUCGCGACCUUGCAUUUCUUUUCGAGGCCUCCACAGUUCUACCUCCUGGAAUGGCAUUUUCAGUUCUCGGUCUACCACCGCGAAACCAUCAGAAACCCAAACAGAUGUCGAUCAACCUUUAACUCCUUUCCAAGCUCGAGUUGCGGAACUGGAGAUCAAGGCUCAUGCAAAUAAAGAGGAUCCGGAUGCCCAGCUUGAAUUUUUACGCCAGCUUUCCGAAGGAGGAGAAUUCGCCGGUUUGGUGGCGUACUACGAAGGAAUGGCUCUUGCCGAGGAUACAUCUGGAAGUCAGGCUCUUCUGAGGAAUGAUGAAGCAUGGGCCAUAUUCAUGGAUGCAUUGGCGAGAUCAGGCAGGUUGGGUGAUAUAGUGACUAAGGUCAGGAGAAGAGAUCAGCUGCUGGCAUCCAUAGGUGCUAAUGGCGGGUCUUCCUCGUCUGCGCCUCUGGUAUCUAAUCCUACACCAUCCUCUGUAUCAGCAAACAAUUCGUCAACCUCAACGCCUUCUGUCAGUUCUCCAGGUCCUUCAUUGACGUCGUCUUUGCUAAGCCGGGCGGUGUCACCGACUUCCCUAGCAAAUGCUUCGAAUGCUUCUACCUCUCAGUCUCAUCCUGGCGCAGGUUCUCCGCUAAAUCCGAUAUACGUACAAAUGGCCCCCCCUACUCCGCAGAUGAAUGCCUGGCGCGCUUUGCGUUGGGUGGCUGGAUUCCUGCUUUGGGGGUUUAUUAUUCUCACGGUCAUGUCGAUGGUGAUAGAGAACACUGGGCUACUGAAGGCAGGCCCUGGUCCUGUCGAGUUUGAACCAGAAGAGGGCAAAAUAGUCAAAUUCAGUGAUGUCCAUGGGGUGGAAGAAGCUAAAGCAGAAUUGGAGGAAAUUGUCGAAUUUCUCAAGAAUCCGGAGAAGUUCUCGGCUCUUGGGGGCAAGCUUCCAAAAGGAGUCCUUCUGACUGGCCCUCCUGGUACUGGUAAGACUAUGCUUGCUCGUGCUGUAGCAGGUGAGGCGGAAGUUCCGUUUUUGUUCGCCUCUGGUUCAAGUUUUGACGAAAUGUUUGUUGGUGUCGGAGCCAAACGUGUCAGGGAGCUGUUCGCUGCCGCUAGAAAGAAAGCUCCCGCCAUCAUUUUUAUUGAUGAGCUCGACGCUAUUGGCUCCAAACGAAGCGCCAAAGAUCAACACUACAUGAAACAAACUUUGAAUCAGCUACUUGUGGAACUCGACGGCUUUGAACAGGCGGAAGGUGUUAUCAUCAUCGCGGCUACCAACUUCCCUGAAUCUCUCGACAAAGCUCUUACCCGUCCUGGUCGUUUUGAUAGACAUGUUGUGGUCGGUCUUCCUGACGUCCGCGGGCGUAUAGAAAUUCUCAAGCAUCAUAUGUCCGAAGUGCAAUACGAUGUGGACGUUGACCCUAGUGUCAUUGCACGAGGCUGCCCUGGUAUGAGCGGUGCAGAUUUACAGAACCUAGUCAACCAGGCGGCUGUCAAGGCUUCCAGGGAUGGAUCGAACAGCGUUCAAUUGAAGCAUUUCGAAUGGGCUAAAGACCGUAUUUUGAUGGGAGCUGAAAGGAAAUCUCAUUAUGUGACAGAGGAGUCCAAGCGAGCAACUGCUUAUCACGAAGGUGGUCACGCUCUUGUUGCUCUACAUACUCCGGGGGCCAUGCCUCUACAUAAGGUUACUAUUAUGCCCAGAGGUCAAGCUCUUGGCAUUACUUUUCAGCUACCCGAACAAGACAAGGAUUCAUAUACCCGUCGCGAAUUCAACGCUAUGAUUGACGUUGCCCUUGGUGGCCGUGCUGCUGAGGAAAUGAUAUUCGGACAUGACAACGUGACAAGUGGAUGCUCAAGCGACCUUCAACGUGCAACAGAUGUUGCUACUAGGAUGAUUCGGAAUUACGGUUUCAGUGACAAAGUUGGAUUAGUUGCUCAUGGGGAUGAAGAAUCUGUCUAUCUUUCAAGUAAGAAGAAAGACGAGAUCGAAAGUGAAAUUCGGAGUUUCCUUGAUCAAAGUAUGACCAGAACGGAGAAUCUUCUCAAGACGCACGAGAAUGAGUUACAUCGACUGGCUGAUGCACUCAUUGAGUACGAGACUUUAUCGUUGGAUGAAGUGAAGCAGGUGCUAGAGGGGAAGCGAUUAAGCAGACCAACAACUGAAGGGGAAAGUUUAAAAGGUCAAGGUGAAAAGAGUGGGAAGGGUCCCAUUGUUGACGGCAUUUAGCUUCUAAGAAGAUCACUAUGCAUCGGUCACAGAAUAGACGUCAAGGAGCGGAUGCUAACUCCUUGUUGUUUGGAGCCGAGUUAUUGGUUCUGGAUCUUCUUCUAUGUCCUUAUAUUCAAUGUCUGAACGAUGAUCGACAUCCCCGUGCAGUAAUAGGGGAUAGCAAAGAGUCGACGGCAACUUAAGAAAGACAAAAACUUUGCUGCCUAUCAGAUAUCAGAUAAUCUUGAUAUACGCACCUCGUAAGGCUCAUUAAUCUUGUCUGUUGUUG